Molecule: messenger RNA, 933 nt
Organism: Tupaia belangeri chinensis (Chinese tree shrew)
Lineage: Eukaryota; Metazoa; Chordata; Mammalia; Scandentia; Tupaiidae
Product: phospholipase B1, membrane-associated-like
Exons: 11
Coding region: 223-933 (236 amino acids)
Biological process (GO): phospholipid metabolic process
Molecular function (GO): glycerophospholipase activity
Source: RefSeq, a predicted model, not a curated record
ACCUGCUACCUGACUUUGGCUCAUCUGCUGCAAGAACUCUUCUGCCUAAAUGUUCAUAUUCCAUCAUUUCCAGCCAGCCGCUACCAUCCCGCAGAAGUGAACACAGUAAAACAGAUGCACUGUCCAAUCACAGAAGAACGUGACAGCAGGAGGAGUGCGACCCGACCCGUCCAUCUGAGGAAGUGGCUGUCUGGAGGCUCAUGACACCUGGAGCACUCUACCAUGGGGCUACAGCUAAGCAUCUUCCUCCUGGGGUUGCUGCUCCCUCUGGGGCGAGGGACCACCCAGAUCUAUACCUCUUCUGGAAAGAGCGUACUGAAAGAACAGCUAUGGCCAGAGUUGCAGACUUUGAAGAAUUUUUCAUUCCUAUGCAACACAAAGAAAUCAGGACUGAAAAGACCGUCUAAAUCAGCUCACUCUCUGAGGCCUUCUGAUAUUAAAUUUGUGGCAGCCAUCAUCAAUCUGGAAACACCUCCAGACUCAGGAAUGGCUGACCCGAAGGAGCAAAAACCGACUGACAAAAGGCCACAGCAGGUGUGCAUGGGCGUAAUGACAGUUCUUGCAGACAUCAUCCGUCACUUCAGUCCUUCUGUUCUGACACCCGUGUGCCCUUCUGGAAAGGAAAGUGUGCCCCCAAGUGAUGCUAAAAACUUGUGGCUUCAGGCUAAAGAACUGGUGAGACGCAUGAAAGAGAACCCGCAACUUGAUUUUCUAUAUGACUGGAAACUCAUCACUGUGUUCUUCAGCAAUGCAAGCCGGUGUUACCUGUGUUCCUCUGCUCAGCUGAAGAGCCACGUGGAGGACAACCUAGACCAGCUGAGCCAGCUGCUGGACCACCUGCACGAGAAGGUCCCCAAAGCAUUUGUAAACCUGGUGGAUCUUUCAGAGGUUGCGAGGGUCACUCACUGGCAUCAGGGAGCCCAGCUCAGGUAA